Trypanosoma conorhini is the source of this 3153-nucleotide messenger RNA. Its product is annotated as putative conserved oligomeric Golgi complex subunit 6-like isoform X1. Gene Ontology annotation, cellular component: COG complex. The coding region runs from base 1 to 3153 and encodes 1050 amino acids. The transcript has a single exon. Lineage: Eukaryota; Euglenozoa; Kinetoplastea; Trypanosomatida; Trypanosomatidae. The record is from RefSeq and is a predicted model, not a curated record. Gene Ontology annotation, biological process: intra-Golgi vesicle-mediated transport.
AUGGUGGAGCAACCGCCCCCCUCAGCACCAGCGGCUGCGGCUGGGCGAACAGGGCCGCUGAGUGCGCGCCCCCACGGUGCCGUCGCGCAGCUGGGGUCGACAGCAGCGAAAACGGCAAGGAACGACGGUGAUGCGGUGGAUGCUUUGGGGGGUCUUGCGACAGCGGGCUACGCCUCCUCCACACGGAACUUUGCCACCAGCCGGAAGGUGCAAAAGUUGCUUGACAUCACUGUCAACGACAACUUCCGCGAUCUCGUGCUUUACAUGAAUGACGCCGUCCCUGAGUUCCUGGAAAACUUUCUGCCGCCUCCCACCGAUGUGUCAACCGUGGCGGAGGAGAAGGCCGCUUCGCAAAGGCGCUCACCCCAACAACCGCCGCCGGUGGCCUCCAUAUCUUCUUCAACCGCGCUGCGAUCUGCUUUGGAAGGUCGUGCCGUGGACCUGCACCGCUGCUUCUUGCAGGAGUGGGCGACCCUCAACGGCGUCUUUGAGGAGGUCUCCGACACGGUUUCGAAGGUGAACCAGGAAACCGAGGUGCUUCAGACCACCCUCAACGCACAUGCGGCACGAACAAGGGAUUUUGUGGCUCUCAUGACGACCCUUCAGGCGGAGCUAUCGCUAGUGCAGCAGCGCGAGAGGGAGAUGCGGGAAUUUCAGGAGAAGUACCACUUUGGCGCGGAGGAGCAGGAAAUUCUUAAUGAGAGUCCGGUGGACGCCGCCUACCUCGACGUCCUGCAGAGUGCGCAGAAGACACACCGAAGGUGCCGCGAGUUACUGCUCUCACGUGAGCACUACCAAAGUGCGGCGUCCAUGAUGGAUAUUACGUAUUUGGCAAUCAUGAAGGGGACGGAGAAGGUUGCACGCUAUUUAAUCUCUGCCUCUGCAGCCGUGCCAGGCGCUGUGGGCUUUGGCGCUGAUUCGCCCGAGUUGACGAGUUUCUGCCUGCGGUGCGUCAACUUUUUGCGGGAAGAAAACAUCAGUCAGUGGACGGCAGUGGUGGAGGAGGUGGCGCGGCUGCGGCGUGCCGCGGUGUUGCGGCAGUACUUUCAUCUCAUGACAACUGGCUCUGCGACAACAUCGGCCGGCACGUACCGUGCAGGGGGCAAAGGCAGCGAGGCGUCAAACGCCACUGGCGGGGCGCGGCCCCUAGAAGCAGAAAUUGGCAAUCCAAUAUUCUUCUUCAGCUCACUCUUCGCCUGGCUUCAUCAGGUAAUUGUGGACGAAGGGGAUUUUCUAGGCGCGUUUUUCCCACCUCGGUCCCCGCAAGGGGUGUCUGCGACCACGCCGACAGUUGCGGGCUCUGCCGAGAAGGCUGCGGCUGCGGCUGCGGCCGACGCGGGUGAACACGACGACGCAUUGCCACAAGAAGACGUGCCUGGGCACGCCGAAAAUUCAGAGUUGCCGCUAACAAAAGCCACCGUGUUGGACUCCGUCUUUGAGGUGCUCUGCAAGCACAUUCAGAGUGUACUGGAGGGCGUGCUGGAACGCUUCUUGCGCCAAGCAUCGAGUCUUCAGGAUGGUGAUACUUCCGGUGUGGGGGGUGGUGGUGGCGGCACCGGCGUGCUCUCUAGCCCCUCCGGCCCGAUUGGCCUCACCGGCGGAAUCACGCGGUGGUUCUCUGCGGCAACGGGACUUGUGGCGUCGUUGGCGCCCAACUCAGCGAGCGGAGUGCAGCGCUAUCAACAUGUGCUGAACCGCUUGCAGCAGGAAGCGCUUGUGGGGGCUACGCUCGUGGGGCUCACCAGCGGGCUUCGCACAGCCCAUGCCCUUCUGCAGCUUUUCACGUAUUACGGCCAUAGCACUUUCAUCGCCCUCCUCGGACGCGAGGCGGGGCUCACGCGGCUCGUCGUGGAUGAUGCGAAGCUGCAACUUCUUCGCGUGUACCACACCAUCGCCAAACAGCUCAUGGAACACUCGCUGGAUAGUGUGGCCAGCGUCGUGAGUCGCUGCGCCGUUUUGCGUCGUCUGGCCUCGGCGGAGGCGGCGACUGCGAGGGAGGCGGCCAAAAAAAACGGUGACGCGGCGGCGGAGUUCGUGACGAAUUUUCUCUUUCUCUACGCCGCUGAGGGCGACGUGGACGCGGACGGUGUCGUGCUUCACGACGACCGCCUCAAACCGCCGGAGCCGCAAGAGCGACAGGCGCAGCAGCCUUCGCCCGCCGCGGGGGGCGUCGCCUCCCCUGGCAAUCGCAGCGUCAGCGAGAACCCGUACCACCGCAGUGGGCUCUCGAAGCGACAGGCGCAGUGCGUAGAUCUUCUGCGGGUGCUGUACUCCAUGGUUCUUCCCACCCCUCCGGAGGUGGAGGAAUGCCUACACGUCCUGCAAGCCACGAUGGUUGAAGCGGAGAAGCAUGCGGAGGUCAUGGAGUCUGUGCAGGAAAUGUUGUCCAAAGGCUCUACGCAUGUUGGUUCUGCCCCCGACAACACCACGCUGUGCCAUGAACAGUUUUUCACUGUGCUGGUGCAACACAUUUUGUCUUUCCCGCUCGUGCUCGCGCGUCAGCCCACCGUGAGCAACGCUCUCGAUGAACCCUGCAAGCUGGUUUUGCAGCUUAAUACGAUGUCCGCCCUGCAGGAAACACUGGCCCCACACCUGGGCCUACUCGCGCUUUCAAGUGCAGCCGCGGGCCACACAACACCGCUCUCUAACGUUGUUCCCGAACGUGUCGAGCAACUCACAACGGAACUUACAUCGGUGCUUUCCAAAUGUGCUGUGCGGCACUACUUUUGCCGACGUCCACACGACAGUGUGGCACCGGCGGUGGCAGGCGGAGAGGAGUUGGCCAGCAGCUGCAGUAUCAUUACUCUGGGUGCGGGAGAGACAUUUGAACUAGAUUGCGAACAGCUGGACGCGUUGACGAUUUCCGCGCAGCUUCACGCGUUUUAUGGCAAUGUGGCGGCGUCAGGCCGAGCCUACAUUCCUGUCAUUGCCGCAGUGCGAUCACCCCGUCUACGGGAACAAAUUGCCCAGGGUGUCUUACGAGCACUAUGCGAUGUGUAUGAUUUACGCUACGAUCGACUUCUUAAGCUUCAACAGCAGCCAACUUCGGCGAAUGCUGAGGCGACAGUGGCGGCUUCGCCGACGCUUUUUAAUGACCUUGACCCGAGGAAGCUGCGCAUUUUACUUGAGGUAGCGCCAUCGCGAUCGAGCUGA